This is a messenger RNA of Physella acuta, 984 nucleotides long. RefSeq names its product GTPase IMAP family member 9-like. Lineage: Eukaryota; Metazoa; Mollusca; Gastropoda; Physidae. The record is from RefSeq and is a predicted model, not a curated record. Gene Ontology annotation, molecular function: GTP binding.
CCCAUCAGUAUCGCCUCUUCGGUUGACUUUGUUCGUUAGCGUAACACAACUUCAGGUGAAAUGUCCAGCAAAAAAGAUCUUACACUGUUGCUGAUUGGUAAAACAGGAAUGGGCAAAAGUGCGACAGGCAACAGUCUCUUAAGGAGAGAAAAGUUUGAUAUAUCAAGUAAUUUGAACUCGUGCACUAAAUUAGUUGAACGUGGAGAAAAAAAAGGAAAAGACUUUACACUUACUAUCUUUGAUACGAGAGGGCUAUUUGAUGCUGAUACUGAUAAAAAUGAAGAUACUGUAACUACUGUAAAGCACAUGGAAUGGCUAAUGACAGAAUGUCCUAAAGUAGAUGCAUUUUUGCUUGUUUUAAAAUCAGGUACAUUUUCACAAGAAGAUGCAGAAGUUAUUGAACAGCUCAAAACAAUUUUUGGCCCAAAUUUUAUCAAAGAUUACUGUUAUUUAGUUUUGACACAUGGCGAUAAUUACGAGGGAACCAUCCCAUUUAACGAAUACUGUGCAAAAUCUACUGGUAAGUUCAAAGAACUUUACAACGAGUGCGACAAGCGAAUAUUUUUAAUCACAAACAAGGGAGGCUAUGAACAAAACUCACCCCGAGUGACACAAGGAGAAAACCUGAUAGCCAAGGUUCAAGCAUGGCGGGCUAAUAAAAAUCCUUACACAGAUGAGAAAGAAUUUGAGGGUGCCGCCCUAGCACGCAAACAGUUGGCUUUUGAUGCAGACAAAGCUAAUAUUACUAAAGAGUUAAGGAAAGCGAUUGAUGAGCUAAAAGAAGAAAUGACAACAUAUGAAAACAACAACACUAAACCUUCUACUGAUUUUAAGAAUAAACUAUACCUCCUGCGCAACGAUAUUAAACAAUCUGACCCAGAUCCCGAUACAAAGAAUUUGCAAUUGUUUCUGGAAGAAACUAAUAAGCUAAUAAGGAAAGCUGAUUCGUUACCAAAAGAGUCAUCAAACUGUACAAUACAGUAA